ACAGAUAUCCAUGUUUUAUUAGUACAUCACUACGAGACCCGGUACGUCACGUCUGACGUCACGUCAUUUUCGGGAGGCUAUGGAAUGUGUCGGCUGAUUUUGUUUUUAUAAAAUUAAACUAAAAAGUACUGAUUUUAUAUUAACUUAAACGGUGUUGGUGUGUGAAAUAUUUAUAAAUACGUGUAAUUAAUAUGUCAUAUUCAAAUAAGUAUACGUUUGCGGCUUUGCCAAGAACCCAACGCGGUACUCCACUGGUGCUUGGAGGGGACCCUAAGGGCAAAAAUUUCCUGUACACAAAUGGAAACUCUGUUAUAAUAAGGGACAUUGAGAAUCCGGCGAUAUCUGAUGUAUAUACAGAACACUCCUGCCAAGUUAAUGUUGCUAAAUACUCGCCAAGCGGGUUUUACAUUGCUUCUGGAGAUGUGUCAGGUAAAGUGAGGAUCUGGGACACAGUGAACAAGGAGCACAUCCUCAAGAAUGAGUUCCAGCCCAUCGGCGGGCCGAUCAAGGACAUCGCCUGGAGUGCUGACAGCCAACGCAUGGUCGUGGUCGGCGAGGGGCGAGAGAGAUUCGGCCACGUGUUCAUGGCGGAGACGGGCACGUCCGUGGGCGAGAUCAGCGGCCAGUCCAAGCCGAUCAACUCGGUGGACUUCCGGCCCAGCCGCCCCUUCCGCAUCGCCACCGCUUCGGAGGACAACACCAUCGCAGUGUUCGAGGGGCCGCCCUUCAAGUUCAAGUGUACCAAGCAGGAGCACACUCGCUUCGCGCAAGCGGUGCGCUACAGCCCGGACGGCAGCCUGUUCGCGUCGGCCGGCUUCGACGGCAAGAUCUUCCUCUUCGACGGCGCCACCUCCGAGCUGAAGGGCGAGAUCGGCUCCCCCGCUCACAAGGGCGGCGUGUACGGCAUAUCGUGGUCGCCGGACGGCAAGCAGCUGCUGUCGUGCUCCGGCGACAAGACGUGCGCCAUUUGGGACGUGGAGACCCGCGAGCGGACCACCACCUUCAACAUGGGCGCCGCCGUCGAGAACCAACAGGUGUCCUGCCUGUGGCAAGGCAAGCACCUGCUGUCGGUGUCGCUGUCCGGGGACAUCAGCUACCUGGACGCGCAGCAGCCGGACGCGCCGCUGCGCGUGCUGACGGGCCACAACAAGCCCAUCACGUGCCUCGCGCUGCGCGACUCAGAGCUGUUCACCGCCAGCCACGACGGCGCCGUCACGCUCUGGGACGUUGGCAAAGGCGAAGGUCGCAGGGUCGGCGGGCAGGGUCACGGCAACCAGGUGAACGGCAUGAGGACCGGUAACGGCGCCCUGCUCACCAUCGGCAUAGAUGACACGCUGCGGAGAGCCGUGCCUAGCGCUGAAGGAGACGUGCCUUCGUACACCGACAGCGCGAUUCCUCUGGGAGCGCAGCCGCGGGCGCUGGACUACCUCGUGGACGAGGACCUGACCAUUGUCGCUACUGUUAAAGAGCUACUAGUGAUAGUGGGCAGCAGUAAGCAGUCCGCGCUGCCCAUAAACUACGAGCCCAGCUGCGUCACCAUAGACCCCAAAUCCAAACACGUUGCGGUCGGUGGCGGCGACAGCAAGGUGCACAUAUACGCGCUGCAGGGCACGUCGCUGUCCGCGUUGACGGAGCUGACGCACCUGGGCGCGGUGACGGACGCGCGCUACGGCCCCGACGGCGCGCACCUCGUCGCCUGCGACGCCAACCGCAAGCUCAUCCUCUACACCACCGACGACUACAAGCUGGCCCACAACAAGGAGUGGGGUUUCCACACGGCGCGCGUCAACUGCGUGUCGUGGAGCCCCGACGGCACGCGCGUGGCGUCCGGCUCGCUCGACACCAGCGUCAUCGUGUGGAGCGUGCAGCAGCCCGCCAAGCACGUCGUCGUCAAAAACGCUCACCCGCAGAGUCAGAUCACGGGGCUGGCGUGGCUGGACGACCAGACGCUGGCGUCCGUCGGCCAGGACGCCAACACACGCAUCUGGAACCUGCCCCUCUCAUAAGCGCUGAGCGUUUGUUUUGCGAUUUUCAACCUAAACGCGCCAACUUUACGGUAUAUUUCGCUUUGUGGUACAUAUAUUCUAUCAUUCUAUGACGUAACAGGAAGGAUCGAAUAUCCGCGGACCAAUGACGGUCGCGUGACGCAAUCGUCCGACGUAGUCUGCGUUAGCGGCUACGUUUUAAUUAUUGGCUACUUUUGGAAAAAUAUUUUGAAAUGUCUGUAGACUUAUUUUAUUACAUCUCUUACAAUCAUCUUUUUUUUUUAAUGUUAAUAGAAAAAUAAAAUAUUUUUUAUAAAUCGCGCGAAAACAGUUGUGAUGUGACGUCACAUUUUAGAAACAAACUUAACUACAACGCUUUGAUUUAUAUGUCUAUUACGUAACCUGUGUAUCACAGCUGACAUAUGUCGCAAGACCAGCAGUUUCUCAAAUGAAUUCUCAUAUUAAUUUUUCAAAAAUAAAAUAUUUUAUAAUUUUAUCAUUUACCUAGUUAACUCCAAUCAAUACAUGGCUCGUAGCCAGGUGGCACGUCGAUUCUCUUUCUACAAACGCUAACGUAUCGAAAAAUAAAAAAAUGUAUGGGAAUGUCAGAUCCGAUCGACAACUCGAUCACGUGACCUGUCGAUAGCAAAUGUCAUUGCCAUACAUUUCAUAAUUUUCGAAGCGUUUGCGAUUGUAGAAAGAGAAUCGACGACUUAUAUCUUAUUUUAUCGUUACAAAUGUCAAAUAGGCAAUUAUUAUCGGAGUGGCGGAUUCCGUGUUUAGCUUGUUAAUUCCAUAUAUCACUUUUAAAUAAAGUUGAAUUUUUAGUAAGUAUUCUGUCUAAUUUUACUACAAAACGGAAUAUAUCGUAAAGUAGCGAAGUUUCAGAGAUCAAAGCCUAUAUUAAUAUUAUAAUAUACUAACAUAUUUAUUUGCUUACUCGUUAAGUUAUAUUUAACUCGUUUGCUCGACAAAGCGUUACUAACAUAUCGGAUUAACGCAAGUGAAACCUCUUUAAAUUACGUAAUUCGAAAUAAUAAUUAAAAUGGGAACGUCCCUAUUAAAUUAUUUUGAAAAAAUGUCUGUACUAUACAAGUCUUAGUAAUGCAAUUUUGAUGACCUCUGAAUUUACAAGACGGAGGUUCGAUCCCCGACUGGGCCGAUUAAAGUUUUCUUAAUUGGUCCAGCUCUGGCUUGGUGGAAGGCUUCGGCCGUGGCUUGUUACCACCCUAAAGGCGUACCGUCAAGUGAUUUAGCGUUCCGGUACAAUGUCGUAUAGAAGCCGGAAUUGAUGUGGAUUUUCAUCCUCCUUCUAACAAGUGAGCCCGCUUCCAUCUUAGAUUGCAUCAUCACUUACCAUCAGGUAAGAUUGUAGUCAAGGGCUAACUUGUAAAGAAUAAAAAAAAGAGAGGUCCUGAGUUCGAUUACCAGCUCGGUUCAAUUUAGGUGGUGGCAUCGGCCAUGGCUAGUUACCGCCAUUCAUCUUUAAUUAAGACAAUCAAUUAUCACUCUAUAGAAGUUUCACUGCAUUUUAACUAUUACGCAUUUUUUUUUAUAUUUUUUAUAAAUAGUAUCAAAAUUGUAUAUGAAAAGCGAUCUCGCAUUGGCUUGGAGUUUUUGCUAUCAGAGUGUCUAGUGGGAGUUUUCAAUGUUUUCAUACUGUGACGAUCGCGUAAAAGUAAACACGAAUUUAUAUGGAAUUGAAACAGUUGUGCAGUAGUGUCACUAGAUAGCGCUGUUUCAAUUCCUGGGAAAUUCGCGUUUACGUUAACGCGAUCGUCACAGUAUCAAACUGCCACUAGGCACACUACUGCAUGGUACUGUUACUUUUAUAAUCUAUAUUUUCUAUGUCGGUGCGCAUGGCGACUUUUUGCAAUGAAUUGUUUUGUGAAUCGUAUUCAAGAUCCAGUAAGGGCCGGUGUAUAUCUGACGCAGCGUAGCGUGUUAAAGUCCAAAAUUAAUUAAAACUAUUUUAUAUAUCACGAGGACUUGUCAUGGAAUAGGUACAUACUGAUUUUUCUUCCUAUUAAGAUAUUUUCAGUACAAAUCUCACCCCGGAAUUGGUGUUAUAGCAUCUGAUAGUAACCGUUAAUUGAACAUAAUCAUACUAAUUCUGCUAACCAGCGUAGUGGGUUUAAGCUCCAUAUUCCCCUUAGGAGGUGGCCUGGCCCUCUAAAAUAAAAUGUAUUGAUAGUGGAUAAAUUUCAAUAAAAGAUUGGACAAGCAACGCUGUUUAGCGCCAGAUAUGCAUGGGACUUAUGCUAUGACUAUUAUAUCAUAAUAAAAAUUAUUUAAUAUUUUCCGUUUGUUUUUUCACAAUUAAUUUGAAAUCGUUUAUACUCACGCCAAAGCUUAAAACUAUUUUCAAUAACGGAUAUGUCCUAACGUUAAAUACCUAUUGAGUAUUGAUAUAAUUAUUAUAUUAUGUACUAAGUAUAAAUAAAAAUCAAUUUUGUAUGAGAUCUAGAUUGUAUCUAAAUAUUUUAUUAGGAGGCCAAGAUUAAGAGAAAAAGAUAGAUGGAGCAAUAUAUAACUAACGGAGCCUCUGUUAUGAAGAUUACCUCAUCGGCAAACCGCAUUUGAGUGAUGUACUCACUAUAGAUGAUGAUGCCAAGUCUGUUCUACUCCAGGAGGGAUCAUGCGUCAAAAAUUUAUAUAGUGAAGAGACAAGGACAAAUUGUCGACCAAUAGUCGGAGUUGAGAUCACCACUUUCUUUCGUCCUAACGCAACAAAAGAGAAAGCGUCAACUGCUAUUGGUCUAUAUUUGUUUUUCUCUUGUGUCGAGAUACGAUGAGAUGCGUAUUUUAGGUCUACAGCCUAGUGGGAGUUUUCAAUAUUUCAUACUGUUACUAUCGCGUUGACGUAAACGCAAAUUUAUAUGAAAUUGAAACAGUUGAACAGUAAUGCCACUAGAUGGCGCCAUUUCAAUUCCUUAGAAAUUCGCGUUUACGUUAACGCGAUAGUAACAGUAUCACACUGCUACUAGGCCCUCAGAUGAUUAAAUACUUCUUGUGCCUGUCUCUUGACAAGCAGUUUGGAGAGAUCACAUUAAUAUCUCAUUCGCAUUCUUCGGUGCAAUGGAUUUUUGUACUUGGUGUAUUUAUUACCUAUAAUAAAUAUAAUAAAUAAUAUUUUCUUCUAUUUUUUUUGUGUCGAAACUGGAAAAGUAAAACUUUAUUUUUAUGAAUACAAGUGCCCAUCUAUCUUUUAUCUUUAGUCUGUGGCUAUUGUGUGAAACGCAUUUAAGCUUGUCCUAUUACUAUAACUCUAAAGCAUAAGAAUAACUAUAAAUAAGAGUAACUGAGUCAUAUUUACAAUAGGUUGUGUUUGAGGUGGUAAAGUACAGUCAGGCGCGUUUGGGUGUGUAACUGAAGAGUCAACAAAACAGAAACAUAUAUUAUUAUUUAUCAGUGGUUGCUAAGCAACGGUGUUUUGGUAGGUACACUGGUUUCGAUGUCACACUCCUUGUAUUAAAGUAAACAAUCGUUUUCUGUUAUGCUGACGUUCCUUUAGUUUACACACACACAAACACCUUUAUGCUUGUUGUAUUACUACUACAUCCAAAAUCAUGUGAAAGUAGAGAAUUUUUAUUUAUUUGUAGAUUUUUUUUUAAAUCAUAAGUCCAAUAGGUAUUUAUUACACAUCAACAUAUAUCAUAUUACAAUGCAGGCUUCGGUCGUGGCUAGUUGCCUUUAACUAUUAUACUGUAAAAAAUCAAUAAUUUUUAGUUAUUCUUAUGCUUGUCACUCAAUUCGUAGUGCGCUAAGAACAACAUUGUAACUUCGGAGUCAGUAUUUUUGUACGACCUAAUUUUUCUAAUGGAUUUUGUGGAUUACUUUUUUUACAUGGUUUCUACUAAAAUGAUAGUCGUUUAAGAGAUAAAUACAUUGUGUACACUUGUA
Messenger RNA from Bicyclus anynana (squinting bush brown), 5888 nucleotides. RefSeq names its product actin-interacting protein 1 (gene flr). The transcript has 14 exons. Gene Ontology annotation, cellular component: cortical actin cytoskeleton. NCBI's taxonomy places the organism in Eukaryota, Metazoa, Arthropoda, Insecta, Lepidoptera, Nymphalidae. The record is from RefSeq and is a predicted model, not a curated record. Gene Ontology annotation, biological process: positive regulation of actin filament depolymerization; actin filament depolymerization; locomotion. Bases 192 to 2006 code for a protein of 604 amino acids. Gene Ontology annotation, molecular function: actin filament binding.